AUGGAUUACCGAAAAAUGAUGAUGGAAAAAUUUCGAAAAAUGGUUCAAUUAACACAGUCCAAUUGGAUUAUUGAUGCUAAAGAUUACGUCAAAAAGAGAUACGCAGUACAGCAUUGA
Molecule: messenger RNA, 117 nt
Organism: Brugia malayi
Lineage: Eukaryota; Metazoa; Nematoda; Chromadorea; Rhabditida; Onchocercidae
Exons: 2
Coding region: 1-117 (38 amino acids)
Source: RefSeq, a predicted model, not a curated record